Cydia fagiglandana is the source of this 2351-nucleotide messenger RNA. RefSeq names its product ubiquitin-like modifier-activating enzyme ATG7 (gene Atg7). Gene Ontology annotation, biological process: C-terminal protein lipidation; piecemeal microautophagy of the nucleus; protein modification by small protein conjugation. Gene Ontology annotation, cellular component: phagophore assembly site; cytoplasm. Lineage: Eukaryota; Metazoa; Arthropoda; Insecta; Lepidoptera; Tortricidae. The record is from RefSeq and is a predicted model, not a curated record. Gene Ontology annotation, molecular function: Atg8 activating enzyme activity; Atg12 activating enzyme activity. The transcript is spliced from 11 exons. Bases 62 to 2134 code for a protein of 690 amino acids.
GUUUUGAAGAAUAAUAAAACAUUGCCUAAAGAAUAAGUAAAAAUAUUACGAAUUAUGUAAAAUGGCGUCAAAUGGAGAAAUAAUUCAGUAUGUGCCGUUUACGUCCUUCGUUCACCCAUCCUUUUGGCAUGCUCUUACUGAUAUGAAACUAGAAGUGGAUAGGCUGAACGAAACUACAAAACAAAUUUUCGGCCGAUUUACUUAUCGUGAUGAUAUCGGGACUGUAUUUGAAGUCGACGGAACGUCAUUCAAUAAGGAACCCACCAAUGAACAGCUUUACGAGAAUGUUACGGGAACUAUAAUGAACAAGAACACAAUUGAAGAGUUUAAGAACAUAGACAAAGCAGCCUUACUUAAUUCAAUUGGUGAAGCAAUAUGGGCUAACAUUAAGAAAAAGACAUGGAUCACAAAUCCCAGGGCUUUGUUGAAUUUUAUCAUACUUUCCUUUGCUGAUUUGAAGAAGUUCCACUAUUACUAUUGGUUUGCCUUCCCAUCACCGAGCCAGCCCACCGUCUACCUCAAAGAGACCAAAAGCAUAUCCUUAAGCUUCAGCAACAAACAGCUUGAAGAUAUCGCACAAGACUAUAAAAAAAUUGAUUCAAAUCAGAAAAACUUCUUUCUUAUUCUUAAAGAAAAUGAUAAUGCUUUUAUAAAACCUUUAGCUCAAUUAUUCAAUCCAAAUUUAGAAGUACAAAAUGAUUUAAACAUUGACUUAUCAAGUCUUUAUUUUGUGUUCGCUGAUCCGAGUAAUGGAAACAAUCCGGGAUGGCCUCUGCGAACGUUUUUAGCAGCAUUGCUUGAGCAUUGCCCGAGUCUAUGCAAGAAGGAUAUCCGGAUAAUAGGGCUGAGGUGCAGUGCUAGCGGUGCAGUUGAUAAAAGCUUGGUGUUCACUAUUUCUGUACCUGAGAAUGUGCAAGCAGUAGAGAGUGCCGGUUGGGUCGGCUGGGUGAGGAACGACCGUGGUAACUUUGGGCCCAAGCUUGCCAACAUGUCGGCUUCAAUGGACCCUAUUAAGUUAGCAGAGACAUCUUCAGACCUUAACAUAAAGCUGAUGAAGUGGCGACUCGUACCAGAUCUAGACGUGGACGUCAUGAAGCGAACCAAGUGCCUGCUGCUCGGCGCGGGCACGCUUGGCUGCCAUGUCGCGCGGGGUUUGCUGGCUUGGGGUUUCCGCUACAUCACGUUCGUGGACUACGGCAAAGUGUCGUACUCGAACCCGACGAGGCAAGUGCUGUUCACUCACGGGGAUUGCCGCGCUGGCCGAGGCAAGGCCGACGCUGCCGCCGACAAUCUGAGAAAGAUCCUGCCUUCUGUAGAAACCUGCGGCAUCGCGCUACACAUCCCAAUGCCAGGACACCCGGUAGGCGAGUCGUUGCAAGCGGAAACUGCCGCCAACAUCAAAACUCUUACCGAAGCCAUACGGGCCCAUGACGUAGUGUUCCUGCUACUCGACACCAGGGAGGCGAGAUGGCUACCUACGCUUAUUGGUGCUCAUUACGGAAAGAUAGUAUUAAACGCGGCACUCGGGUUCGACAGCUACCUAGUCAUGAGGCACGGAGCCUCCGACCCUACAUUACAGUCAGACGCUGAACAGUCACCUACCGAAAAGUCAGCCGCUGAACAGUCGCACGCUACAUACCUGCCGGGCGCUCAGCUGGGCUGCUACUUCUGCAAUGACGUCACCGCUCCGGGCAAUUCGCUGAAGGACCGCACGCUGGACCAGCAGUGCACGGUGACGCGGCCCGGCGCCGCCGCCGUGGCCGGCGCGCUCGCCGUGGAACUCCUCGCCGCGCUCACGCAGCACCCGCUCAGGGAACACGCUCCAGCCCUAUACAACCUCACCGACGAGUCCGACAUCCCACCGCACCUGCAAGGCGUGCUCGGUCCCAUCCCGCACUCUAUCCGCGGGUUCCUACACUCGUACCGCACCGUCGCACCCACCUGCGCUAAGUUCAACCACUGCAUAGCGUGUUCGGACUUAGUACUCGAGAAAUAUAGAACGGAGGGCGAGGAUUUUGUGUUUAAAGUGCUGAAUAGUGGCAGUUAUUUGGAGGAGGUUACUGGAUUAGCGGAGUUGCAGUUGACGGCUGAAAUGACUGAUAUACUCACAUUCUCGGAUGAAGAUGAAGAAUGAACCGCUUAACAGGCACUAUAUUUUAAGCAUUUAUGAUUGUGAUUAAAAAUGAAUAAAAUUAUUCCCUUUAUUCAAUUUUAUAAUACUUAUAGCAGCUUUGUCAAGCUUUAAAAUGUACUUAUUAUACUCGUAUUUGCUAUAAUGCAACGUCUAAUCAGUUGCUGGUUGCUGUACAUUUCUAUUAAAAAAUAUUUCAAAUAAAUGUUACAAAAUCUUA